CAAAUUUCACAAUUCAUUUUCAUUUUUGGAAUUGAUAUAAAUAUUUUGUUGGUGUGCUGAAGAAUUUUAGUUAAUGAACUGAAGCGUCCGAUCAAGUAACUGAAACGCCAUUGGUUACUCCAAAUCUAGAUGGAUACUGGAAAAAAUUCUUUUCUUCUUUACAGUUACACCACGCCAUUUUGCGAAAUAGCAUUAUAAAAUCGCCAGCGCAAAAACGAUCUCGCCCUUACAUUUAGUAGUACUGAAAUAUGUAUAUUAUAUAUGUGAUCAAGGAGCAGUACCUCUGGAAUACUGCGUAAUCACGUUGCUCCUUGAUUUACCCGAUCGUAUUAAGUACAUCUUUCCUGGUCGCCGAUGCAUUGGUGAUUUGCACGUAGAACGCGAUGGUCAUUAUUUAGCAGAAAUAACGGCUUUUUAUUGGUGAUUCAUAGAACAGAGCAAUAGUGAAGGAAGGUAACGAUAAAUUUUCCCUUUUUCCUAAAUAAAUUUUUAUUUUCUUUAGAAAUUCACUGGCCAAAAUGAAGUACUAGCAAGAAAAAUACCAACUCCUAUUACUUUCAAAAAUGAGAAAACUUUUAAAAUCUUAGGCACGCAUGCACCGAUGCUACAUCCAUCCACUUCCAAACUCUCAAUCAGCUGAUGCAUCAGCUUUGUGUUUUUGCGCAACUUUGUAUUGCGCAAAACGUACACGUCCAUACCGUCAUCACUUCCAACUGAAAUUCAAUAACUAAAUGGAAAAACAAAAGAAUUUUUGUGUUUGAACAACAUGAAAAAAUCAGUUGAAGACGCUAAUUCAGUAAGAUAAUUGAGUUUGGUUUAACCAAGAAUUAAAUAUUCCCGAAAAACAGCCGUAUCUGAAUGGUUACGGCGACCAAAUUGUUCAAGCUUAUAAAGGGCGCAUCACCCUAAAAUUAUGAUACUUAAUAAUUGGCUAUCAAUACCAACAGCAAAAUGGACGCCAUUUCCUCAGUCUUGUUGCUUGACUUGAAAAUCUCCCCGGAUAUGCUUUUGGUAAUUUUAGUGGGAAUUGGUUUUUUUUGGGGAAUGAUUUUUCAGGAUUUUUUGGACAUCCUCUCCCCGGAAUUAAUCCCCCAACCAGCACCAGAAUGCAAUUCGAAUACCGAAAGCAUACCAGAAAACCCAGAACCAACUCCGCUCGACGAUUGCACGAAGGAACCAGAUCAGCCCAUUAUACCGGACAGUACAGCCCAUGAAACCGAAAACUGCUGCAAAUGUGAAAAACUUGCACUUCGAUCCGCUUUGCGUGAAUGGCAAGCUGCAGCCGUGAAAAUGGCAAUGGAAGAACUCGUGUCCACAACGAGGCAAGGACGUCAACCGUCUUUUAACCAGAAAAGCCAAUCGGAAGUUUCAGCAGAAGUUAAAUACUGGAGGAAUGUUUACAAAUCAGAUUUAAUGAGAACGAACAGACAUUUAACGAAAGUAAACCAAGAAUUAGAAGCUUCACUAGCGAUACGUAAGGAACUAGAACACGAACUUCAACUGACCAAGAAUCUGCUGCAGGAAGAACUACUAAAAGCCGAAAAAGUUGCCAAAAUCUCUGAAAGCCACGUUGCUGUGAUGCAAAGCGGUACAGAAGAAUUGGCAAAACCGUGCGAAAACCCAAAGCAGCAGACCGAUGCGGAAAAUUCUUCACUAGAUUCGGCCUCUGUUACGGACAAGAAUUUUGAAAACGAAAUGUCUGAAGUAAACCCAGAUGGAGCCGAGAAGGUACACGUCGUUCAGUUAGAAGUUCCGUCUGAACAAGAGAAUACCACUGGUAUCGUGUCAACCGAAUUCGACGAGAAAGAAAAGCAAACGUAUGAAACCCAACUGAAACAACUGCAACAGGAACGAGAUGUUGCGCUGGCGAAUACACGACGUAUGCACGCCGAAUGCCAACUCGCAAUCGAGAAAGGUGACAUGGCCUUGCGUCUAUCAAUUACACAAGCAAGAGAAAAAUUUGCGGCACAAGAGAAUAUCAUGGCCGAAAUGCAAACAGAAUUAGACGCCGAACGAAGUAAAAACCGACAAACAAAAGAAAGAUUCGAACAAAAAAUUAAAAAACUGGAGAAAGAUUUAAAAGUAUCAAGGGCCUAUGCCAAGAUGUUGGUGUCUUUGCUAGUAGAGAAGAAGAAAUUCUGGAAACGACAUGGGUUUAUACGUCCUAAAAAACUCAAACCAAAAGCAUCCAACGGCAAUCCAAGUUCACGGAAAACCAAACUUUCCAAAAUAUUAUCCACACGACCCACGAAUACAAAAGCACUCGAAAUAAAUGGGAAACCAAUAGAGAUGACAGAAGACAGUAAUUGUAACUAUGCCUGCAUAAGCAAAGUCUAUUGGGAAGAGGAGCUUGAAGGGCCGACGUUGAAGCCGAUGAACUACAACAAGUGGUACGGCAACAAAGUAAGAGAUUUGAAUUGGAUUGAUAUUCUGCGUGGGAAACGAGUGAAAAACAAACUGAAGUGGGAACAACUGUUAGGAUUUUUGUUUGUCAAGGUUAAACAUGAUGGCAUAGAGUAUAACUUGCCAGUAUUGGUCUUUGACAAACCUAAAACUCCCAACUUUUUCGGAAGCAUGUGGCUCCGGGCCUUCAACAGUGCGGACCCCUCCUUCAAGGGGGGGAUAUGAAUACCUCCGAAACUUAAAAAAAAAAACAUCAAGACAACAGGCAAGGAUACUUAGUUAAUGGACUCCUUUGUCUUUAGGAAGCAAGUGCAUGUAAGUGGCGAGAUGAAAUAGUACAAGGCUGCAAAGUAUUGUAUUGCAUGCAUCCCGUCUACUUUCUGUAUUUUGCACCGAGAGGCAAAGGUACGACCAGGCCAGACUAAGGUAUUCAAAAUUAUAAUUACUGUAUUUUGAAUAUCCAGUUUUACGGCUGGUGACUCGUGUACUGUUAAAAGUGCUGUGUCCCCAUUACCACCAUCAUUUUGAGUGCUUUUACAAGUUAAGUUUUCACUAAUUUCUGGUUUCAUUUACAUCUUUGGCUAAAAAACCCGGACUCUUCAUUAAGACCGUACGGUGUAUUGUUCUGCUGGAAAGUGGAAACAUUUUUUUUUCUCUUUGGCUUUCUGUUUCGUUUUGCUAUGCUUCCCCAAUAAGCUUCUGUGCAAUUUGUGGUGUUUAAUAAAAUUAAAAUAAAAAAAAAUCUAUAUUUAGCACUUC
Messenger RNA from Daphnia magna, 3162 nucleotides. RefSeq names its product syncoilin-like. NCBI's taxonomy places the organism in Eukaryota, Metazoa, Arthropoda, Branchiopoda, Diplostraca, Daphniidae. Bases 952 to 2628 code for a protein of 558 amino acids. The transcript is spliced from 2 exons. The record is from RefSeq and is a predicted model, not a curated record.